Rubroshorea leprosula is the source of this 2415-nucleotide messenger RNA. The record is from the annotation of a GenBank genome assembly. NCBI's taxonomy places the organism in Eukaryota, Viridiplantae, Streptophyta, Magnoliopsida, Malvales, Dipterocarpaceae.
CGUGAUCGCUUGCCUAUGAAAGGAAAAUGACAGGUGCCCUUUCACACCAAUCUGUCAAGUGUCAACACAAUCCAAAACCAAUUUUAGGCAACAGCUUUAUAAACACCUUCCAUUUCCUUCUUUCUUCCUCAUUCCUCCUCAGUCCUCAGUCUUAAGUUUCAAGUUUUACAUCCUUUGUAAUCCAGUAAAAAGAUGGCUGGAGAAAUUUUUGUUCUUCCGGCUUUUGGACAAGGCCAUCUCUUUCCUUGUAUUGAGCUCUGCAAGCUCAUAGCUUCCCGCAGCUACAAAGCUACCCUCGUCAUAUUCUCCACUCUCUCCUCCUCUGUCCCCUCUUCUUUUCGACAACAUCCUCUAAUUGAAAUCUUCGACAUUCCUUCGCCCUCGGGAUCUGACCCGAUUCCCAUGCACCCUGAUAGCAAGCCACAAAUGCUCCUGUGUCUCGAAAACUUGAUCUCAACCCGACGCAAGCAGCCAGACCUCCCUCGCCCCCUCUGUGCCGUUGUCGAUUUGAUCGUCAUCAUGGAGUGGACCGCUGAUGUUUUCAACAAAUUAGGCAUACCGACCGUCGGGUUUUUCACUUCCGGAGCAUGCUCCGCCGCGAUGGAGUACGCCACUUGGAAGGCCCAAGUCCAAGACAUCAAACCCGGCGAGGUCCGGUCGCUUCCAGGAUUACCGGAAGAGAUGGCGAUUACGAUUUCCGAUCUUAAGCGACGGUCUCUGGGCCCACCACGCGGUCAUGGUGGCCCACCAGCUGGAGGUGAACUUGGGUCCAAGCCCAGGAGAAGGGGUCCAGCUGGGCCAGGUGAACACCCAUCAUGGGUCGAUGAAACUUCAGACUCGAUCGCUUUGGUGAUCAACACGUGUUACGAUCUAGAACGUCUAUUUAUCGAUUACCUCGCUAGAGAAACUGGAAAACCAGUAUGGGCUGUGGGCCCGCUACUGUCGGAACAAUACUGGGCCUCUGGCGGUUCGCUUGUCCGUGAUAGCAAAAUCAGGAACCGACAGGCCGACAUCACCGAGGAAAAGGUAAUCGAAUGGUUAGAUUCGAAGCCACGUGGAUCCGUGCUAUACAUUGCAUUCGGCAGUUUAGUGGACAUCACCUUAGAGGAGUACCCACAACUGGCGAGUGCAUUAGAAGAGUCGACCCACCCAUUCAUCUGGGUGAUCCGGAAGGACGCCGGUCGGAAGGGUGAACCGGAGGGAUACUUCCCUCACGGUUUGGACCAAAGAGUUGGCGAAAGGGGUCUGAUAAUCCAAGGAUGGGCGCCGCAGCUGUUGAUACUGAGCCACAAAUCAACGGGAGGGUUUCUGUCACACUGUGGAUGGAACUCAACAGUGGAGGCGAUUGGACGGGGCGUGCCGUUUUUGGCGUGGCCGCUAAGAGGCGACCAGUACUACGAUGCGCAACUGGUGGUGAGAUAUCUUAAAGUGGGGUACAGUGUGAGUGAGGAUAUGGGAGGAAUGGUGAAGAAGGAAGAGAUGGUGAAAGGAAUUGAGAAGCUGAUGGGAGACAAAGAGAUGAAGAGAAGAGCAGAAGCACUCGGAGCUAAGUUCGAGCAUGGAUUUCCAGAUACUUCAAUGGCUGCAUUGGAUGCUUUUACUGAACUUAUUGAGAAGAAAUCAGCUCCAGGCCAGUGAUUUUGUGUUCGUUUUCCUCUGUUUCCUGCAUGCUGUGUUAUCAAAUAUUGCAUGAUCAAGGUUCAUCUGUGAAAAAGAAAAAAGUUCAUGAUCAUUUAUUUGUCUGAGAUCCUACAGUUACAACAAGAGCAUGCAGGCAUGGCCUAGCAGGAAAAUUUUAUGAAGGUACAGAGAACAAGAAUGCUAAUCCGAGUUUGAAUUCAAAGAAUUUGAUAGCUGGAUAUAGUUGGAAAGGGAAAACUUAGGUGGGAGGGUCAUCAAUGGAUCAUCCCCACUCUUUUUUUGAAAUGCCAUCCCCAGUGCAUAUCCUAAGGCUCGAGCAACAGGGACAGCUACAGCAUUCCCAAUCUGACAGUACCUAAAAAAAAGGGUUUAUUGAGAUUCAGAUUCUAGGUUAUGUAUUCCAUGAUGUAUCUUGUACGAAAAUUGAAGAGGGUAGCUGAUUGCGGGCUGAGGGCCUUCACAAGCCACAAGUUUUUACAAUGUUUUGAAGAAAAUUGAUGGUACCUGUCUUUAACUGUUCCACUGAACCUAUAAUAAUCAGGGAAACCUUGUAGUCUUGCGUAUUCCCUGAUGGUAAGGAUUCGGUCCUGUUCUGGGUGUAAUAUUACCUGCACAAACUCAAGAAUUACAAGCAUAUUCCGGGACCAGGACAUGAAUAUGGUCAUGAACUAAAAGUAGAGAGCAUGAAGAUACCUGGUUGUGACAGGAUGGGACAGUCACUACGGUUGGCACUGUUUCAUCCCACCAUAAUCUUGCAAAUGGCCUGUAGAUGUA